Molecule: messenger RNA, 608 nt
Organism: Acaulospora colombiana
Lineage: Eukaryota; Fungi; Glomeromycota; Glomeromycetes; Diversisporales; Acaulosporaceae
Source: the annotation of a GenBank genome assembly
CGAACUUAUUAGCCUCCUCCACGAAGGGCGGAAAGGCGAAGGGCAAGUCUGGCUCCUCAGUUUCGACAAAAGGGAGCAAGUCGACUGUCGGCAAGAAGGUCUCUUCCAAGGCUGGUUCGAGGUCCAGGCAAGGAAAGGCCAAUCGCAAAGGUCUCGCCAAAGGCAGGACCGCCAAAGGCAAGACAGGAGCCAGCAAAAAGGGCAAAUCAUCUACGAAUCGUAAAGGCCUCUCCAAGGGAAGGAUCUCUAAAGGCAAACAGCAAGCCAGCUGGCUCGAGGUCCAAAGGCACAACUACGAGGAAGGCGACUCAGGGCAAGAAGGUGGGCGCUUCAAGAAGACCACUGUAAAGAAGACAGCAGCUAUGCCUAAAAGUGCAUCGAAGAAGUUGAGGGCUGACCUUUCGAGCGCGCAAGGGCUGGAAAUUUUGAUAGAAUCAAAGAUGAAAUUGGGUUCUAUCAAGUACAUUCUAAUACAAAUGUCGAAUUACAAUACCAGCAAAAGUACAACUCCCUUAAGCCUUAGGCUUGUACUGAACAACCGAGAUGGUGCAGUCAUCGUGACUGUUGUUCUGGAAGCCAUCAUCGGAAAUGAUCUAAUGGCGGGUUAG